Messenger RNA from Theileria equi strain WA, 1605 nucleotides. The record is from the annotation of a RefSeq genome assembly. Lineage: Eukaryota; Apicomplexa; Aconoidasida; Piroplasmida; Theileriidae.
CAAGUGUAUAUCUUCUUUUAGCCCGAGUACGUAAGGAACAGGAAAGAUAAGCCGCUAUCAAAAAAAAAGUCGAAGGAUUUUAAAUUUUGAUCGUUUGCAAAAGAUCUUACCAUUAUAAAUUCUGUAACUCAUUCAUUUUUGACCUUAAUAAAAAAAACUACCGUAAAUUACCUUAAGGCCUUCUUUUCAUCUGAUUCUUUAUCUUGUAACCACAAGAUAAUAGGAUUAGGAUACAUAAUUGUAUCCUAUUUAUUUGGGUUGGUAGGAUUUUACAUGAGUGUAGCUAUAAGAACUGAAUUAAGUAUGAGUGGAUUGAAGAUAAUAAGCGGUGAUACUUUAGAAAUUUAUAAUGUUUUGUUUACUUUGCACGGAAUAAUAAUGGUUUUUUUCAAUGUUAUGACUGGGCUUUUAGGAGGUAUAGGAAAUUAUUUAUAUCCUAUAUUUUUGGGAGCAAGUGACGUUGUUUUUCCAAGAUCUAACUUGUACAGUCUCUUAAUGCAGCCUGUAAGUUAUUUCUUUGUAUUAUCUUCAAUAUAUUUAGAAAUUGGAAGUGGUACAGGUUGGACUUUAUAUCCUCCUUUAAGCACUUCCUUAUCCCAAUUAGGUAUUGACAUGAUAAUAUUAGGUUUGGUGUUAUCCGGAAUUUCAAGUAUACUUGGUAGUGUAAAUUUCAUAACGACGUUUUUUUCUUUAAAAUUAGUCGGUUCUAAAAUUGAACUUCAACUACCUGUAUCUUGGUCAAUUCUAUUAACAUCCAUCCUUUUAUUGUUAUCUUUACCUUUUGUAACUACUGCUUUAAUAAUGGUAUAUACAGACAGACAUCACAAUACUAUGUUUUUUGAUCAGUUGAACUCUGGAGAUCCUGUAAUUUAUCAACACUUGUUUUGGUUAUUUGGGCAUCCUGAAGUUUAUGUAAUGAUAUUACCAGCUUUUGGAAUAAUUAGCAUAAUAAUGAGUAUACAUGCAAAAAAAGAAGUAUUUGGUAAUCAAACUAUGAUACUAGCUAUGUUAUCUAUUGGAGUAUUAGGUAGUUUAGUUUGGGGGCACCACAUGUACACUUCUGGUAUGGAAAUUGAUAGCAGAAGUUAUUUUACAACUUUAACUAUAUUAAUAUCUUUACCUACAGGUAAUAAAAUAUUCAAUUGGGUUUGUACCUCCAAAAGUUUCAACUCGAUUAGAACAUCAGGAAUACUUUUAUUAACUUCUUCUUUUAUAUUAAUGUUUGUCAUUGGAGGUACAACAGGUGUGGUUUUAGGAAAUUCUGGAGUUGAUAUUUCUUUACAUGAUACAAUGUAUGUGGUAGGACAUUUUCAUUUUGUCUUGUCAAUUGGCGCUAUAAUUGGAUUACUAUCUUUUUUAGUCUUUUCUCAAAGACUAUUUUUAAAAACUAUUUUAUCUAACAAAUUAAUUAUAUUUAUUAUACCUGUUUUCUUAUUUUCUGUACUUUUAACUUUCACCCCUAUGCAUUUUGUAGGGUUUAGUCCGCUACCUAGAAGAAUACCGGACUAUCCAGAUGAAAUGUGGGGGUGGAACUUAUUAUGUACAAUAGGAUCUACUAUGACCCUAGUCUUCAAGAUAAUACUAAUAUUAGUAUUAUCUUUUUAA